AUGAUUGGGAUGGAAAAGAAAGCGAGAGAGGAUCCGUUGUUUGCUAUCUUUAAGGAAAACAAGGAAAGAGUGGAUGCUGGAUUACCACCGCUACGACCAGAAGAGGUGCCACAAGACAUUCAAAAAAUAUAUCGAAAUUAUUUUGACAAGGAAUUUCAAAGAUACGAACGAAAUAAGUUUGCACAAGAGGAUGAAGAAUAG
Naegleria fowleri is the source of this 201-nucleotide messenger RNA. RefSeq lists its product as uncharacterized. The record is from RefSeq and is a predicted model, not a curated record. The transcript is spliced from 2 exons. NCBI's taxonomy places the organism in Eukaryota, Heterolobosea, Eutetramitea, Acrasida, Naegleriidae. The coding region runs from base 1 to 201 and encodes 66 amino acids.